CAUAAUUGCGAUCGAUGACUUUUAUUUUGAAAAGUCUAAAAAGGCGUUUCCGCCUUGGCAUCAUGCACGCACACAAUGCUAUAAAAAUGAUGGAUAUGUGCUAAUGUGAUAACUAAAACGAGUCGUGAGGUAGUUGAACUCAUGAGUCUGAAAGCUCCGGUUGGUGUGCUGCGGUUGCCCAAGGGCCCUGACCCGAACAGCCGCGGGUUCGACCGAAACUCGGCCCGGUUCAUCGCUCUGUGCCCGACAUCAAUCUCAUCUUCAUCCUCCGAGUCUAAAGAGGAGCAACGAGUGCGAUCAGAGCUGCGGGAGAGAUUUUUACGGACACUGUUAGUGAUGACUGACAAGCCCGUUCAGUUCAACAUGCACGAAAAGGUGCAGGUCCAGGCGAGGUUCGGAGCCUCGGAUAUAGACGUCCUAAAUUUUCAAGUGUCUAAUUUGGAGACUCCUCUAGGUGUUCAGAAAGAAGCGUUGCUGAGGUGCCAGGAUGUGAUUUCAUGUUCAUUUGAACUGUAAAAAAAGUUGUUGUAUUGACGCUAGAGGGCGGUAGAAGAGCACAGUGAAAAUCAGGAUUGGACAUCAAUGCAUUGUAUACUUGGACUUCACGAGCAAAUUAGUUUCUUUAAGAUCAAGUGUGUACGCAUGUUUUGGUCUGAGUGUAUUGGUUUUCGUGUUGCAAGUUGUAUUAUACAUUUGCAAUGUUAGGAAGUUUCAUUAUGAUGUGUUAUUAUAUUAAAGUGCCCUCUUAUCAAUCUGGA
Misgurnus anguillicaudatus (oriental weatherfish) is the source of this 758-nucleotide messenger RNA. It is a transcript of the gene gemin7, whose product is annotated as gem (nuclear organelle) associated protein 7. Gene Ontology annotation, biological process: spliceosomal snRNP assembly. Gene Ontology annotation, cellular component: SMN-Sm protein complex. NCBI's taxonomy places the organism in Eukaryota, Metazoa, Chordata, Actinopteri, Cypriniformes, Cobitidae. The record is from RefSeq and is a predicted model, not a curated record.